Aspergillus glaucus CBS 516.65 is the source of this 777-nucleotide messenger RNA. Its product is annotated as NAD(P)-dependent oxidoreductase. The coding region runs from base 1 to 777 and encodes 258 amino acids. Lineage: Eukaryota; Fungi; Ascomycota; Eurotiomycetes; Eurotiales; Aspergillaceae. The transcript is spliced from 2 exons. The record is from RefSeq and is a predicted model, not a curated record.
AUGUCAUCUAUCGCAUUCUUCGGCGCCACCGGCGGAAGCACGAUCUCGUGUCUGGCUCCCGCAUUGCAAGCCGGCUAUCACUGUACUGCCUUGGCUCGCUCCCAAUCUAAGCUUAUCGAAUGCCUACAGCAGCGCGGCAUAUCCGAAUCUAUCAUCAAAGACCAUCUUUCCGUGACCGAGGGCACAAUCACAGACUUGGAUGCCGUCAAGAGAACCAUCCAACCAGGCGGCAGUGGUAGCCCCAUGAUAGACAUUAUCGUCUCUGGCAUUGGGGGUAAGCUGCUCUUCGACAGCCCGCUGAAACCCACACUAGACAACCCAACUGUCUGCCAGGAUGCAGUCCGCACCAUUCUAGAAGCCACACGGGAAGCGGAAUUACCAGACAGUGCUCAGAAACCAACCUUGAUUGUGCUUAGCACCACGGGCAUCAGUGAUAUAUGCCGGGAUCUGCCUUACGCUAUGAUGCCCAUGUACUAUUGGAUGCUCAAGAUGCCACACGAGGAUAAGAAGGUUAUGGAGGCGCUGAUUCGGGAGGAGAUGAAUAAGGCUGUUGAGAAGCGUGGUGUCGGCGAGUAUAUUAUUGUCCGACCUAGUUUGUUGACUGAGGGCGAGGGGGAUGGGCUGGAAAAGAUUAAGGCUGGGGUUGAGGAUAAGCCGGCUGUGGGCUAUGUGAUUGCGAGGGAGGAUGUGGGGAGGUGGGUUUUUGAGAGGUUGGUUAAGGGGGGUAAGGAGAGUCGGAGUGGGUGGUUGGGGAGGGUUGUUAGUAUUACUACUUGA